Molecule: messenger RNA, 2922 nt
Organism: Theileria parva strain Muguga
Lineage: Eukaryota; Apicomplexa; Aconoidasida; Piroplasmida; Theileriidae
Product: SET domain protein
Exons: 5
Coding region: 319-2523 (734 amino acids)
Biological process (GO): peptidyl-lysine monomethylation
Molecular function (GO): protein binding; protein-lysine N-methyltransferase activity
Source: RefSeq, a predicted model, not a curated record
GUAGAUUCCGUAUUAAUUGAUAGGAAUCUUCAUAAUUUUAACAAAUCAAAUAAGGUCACACUUAAUUAUGGAUAUAUACCAGUUUUUAAACAAUUUAAAUCCAAAUUCAUCAACUCCUUAAACACCAGUAACUCGGUUUACACAGUUAAUAAUAAAAUUAACACAGUAAAAAAUACUAAUGAUGAGAUAAAUGAAAUAAUUACUGAAGUAGAGAAGAUAAAUGGAAGAGAUUUGAGUAUAAAUAUAAAAUCAGUUUCUAGACUUGAUUACAACAAGGAUUUUUUAUUAAACACUUUCAAUUUGGCUAAGGAAGUUGAUAUGAAGGUUUCUAAAAAUAGUGGUCAAGCUGAUUUUAACAAUUUAAUAUCAUUUUCCGGAGAUGAUGAAGAGGAACUAGUGAUGUUGAGUAAAGAUGAAAUGAGUAAAGGGGAAACUAUAGUUAAUAUUCCCUUAAAAUCUUGCAUAUCUCUUGAUUCAACUAUUCAAGAUCUCGUGAAUAGUAUUAAUAAAUACAGCUCAAGUAAUCCAAAAUUUGCUAAUUAUUUACAAUACACUUCUGGAUUAUUGCAAUUUGAUAGAGGGAAUUUUAUUAAAUCUAACAUGAAUGAUAAAUUGAGUGGACAAGACAAACUCCAACCCACUUGUUUGGAUCAUAAAUUUAGUGAAUUUGUAGCAUAUAAAAGAAUCUUGACAUUAAAAUCACUAAUACUAUGUGAUUUGAUAUUAUCAAUUGAUAAUACAACGAACACUUCAAAUCCUUAUGAAAGGUUUAACUCUGUAAAUUCAUAUGAAAAAGAAUUAUUACUACUGACUAUGGCACUUAGUUCAGAGUAUUUUCUUAACUCUAUUUCACAAGUAUUAAAUCGCAACAUUAGGACAUCACAUUCUAAAUUCAUUGAUUUGAAGAAAAAAUGGUUAAAAUGGUUAUUUAAUAAAAAAGUAUCCCAUAUACCGUUGAUGUUUGAUAAAGGAUCUGUGGAACAAAUACAGGAACCUAUUAUACAAAAUAAAAUAGUACAGAGAAAACUAGCUUUAACUGAGUUGUUCUCACUAUUUACUGAUCCAUUAUCUGUUAUCAGGGAUAAAAUCGAAAGUCUCACUAGUGGUUCUAUUGAUUUGGCUGGAUUAGAAGAAUAUUUAUUAAAUAAUAACAUAAAACAUGAAGUUUUUUCAGAAAACAUUUUCAAAAUUAGUAAAUCUGAAGUUAACUAUAUUCUCACCAACACCAAUAAUAUUACUGAUAGUGUUAAUAACGUGGAUACUGUUAAUACCGCCAAUUUACAUAAUGAUGUAAUUGAUAGAAUAAAUAGUAUGAUGAAUUUUGAGAGUAUUUUAAAUUUCUUUUGUACCAUAAAUUCGCAUAUUAUUAGGCCUAAAAUUGAUAAAACUAUUGAUAAUACACAAUACUAUUAUAUGCUUAAUACUGCCAGUGGUAUUAACUGUCAUAUUGUUGAUUUUAUUAACUUCGACGUUAAUGGUGAUAAUGCUGUAGAUUCCGUUAACUCAGUUAAUAGUGUUACUGAGUUGAGAUGUGGUUAUUUAGUCCCUUUAAUAUCAUUGUGUAAUCAUAGUAAUUCUAAACCUAAUUCCGAUAUUUCACUCAUGUACUCAGAUGGAGAAUUAUCAUUUAAUUUAAAAACUAACACUGAUAUAUCUGCUGGUUCUGAGAUUUUAUUCAGUUAUGGAGAUUAUGACAAUAAUACACUAUUACUGGAUUACGGGUUUGUUUCUGGUGAUGAGGGUGAUAAUUGGGUUUUAAUGAGUUUAGACAAUGAUUUGGUGAGAGAUUCAGCAAAAAAGAACGAAGUUGAUCAUUUACUGCCUUCAAUAUUCCCUGAAGGUAUUCCAAAGGAGAAACUUGACCUAAUAAAACAGUUGAAUUUAAUUGAAGUUAAUGAUAAAGGUGACCUUACAGAGAUAUACUCCGAUCCUUAUUUUGAUGGAAUGCCAAUAGUAAAGUAUAUGGAAUUCAAUCAAAGGUUCAUGGCUAAUACGAGUGAUGUACAGUCAAAUUUAUAUUACUCAACUAAUUCCAAACAAGAUCGAACAAUUCACGUUGAUAAACCAGUAGAUUAUCCUGACAACUGGAUUGAUUAUUCUCAAAACGUCAAUAAUAUUAUUAAAAUCAAUUCAGAUGGAAUCAUCGAUCACAGAUUAAUACUACUAAUCAAAAUAAUAUUGUGUAAAACGAAAAAGAAAUUGGAGUGGAUUAAAAACCAAAACCCUGAAUUACUUUCAAAAUCGAUAAACUCACCAAUUGAUCAUAAAGCGUUUGAAGUGGUCUCUAGUAUUCCAUUAUUAUAUUUUGAUAACAAAUAUGAUAAAUCACUGUUUGAUGAUAUUUGUUCUCUAAAUGUUUCAAGAGGAAUUUUGAAGAAUUUGAUGUUAACAGCACAUGCGAUGAGACGAAAAAUACCAUUUUACAAGUGUUCCCACUAUUACAGGAGUAUAUCAUCAAACCCUAUCAACACCAUUGAUACUAGAAAUGGUCCCAAUAAAACUGGAAUAGAAGUUGGCACCUAAUAUUGACAAUAAAUUAACAAUAAAUUAAACAAAGUUAACUAUAAUUAAUUCUAAAUUAAGGUAAGUGCGACUGAAGCGAUCGGAGAUGAAUUUGGUGAAUUUAAUGGCGGAAUCACAGUCUGGGGGAAGCCUUUCAAUUAAAAAUAACUUAGGUUAUUUUGACGCAGUUUUAUAGCGUUUAAUACCAGCUGAAGUAAUAAGCAGUAGUCCUUAAUAAGAUCCCAAUCGUAAAUCUUAUUAUUGUCUUCUGAAAGCCUAACGAAGUUGAAGGGAUGAUUAAACUCCUCAGAGUCUUCUGGUGUGUGGUCCUCAAAGUUUAAAGUUGGUGUCUCUGAUAAAUCUGAUAACCCAAACACCACAACGUGUUCAAUAUUGUCCGAACGAUAUAUAAUCUUAUCC